This is a messenger RNA of Bufo gargarizans (Asiatic toad), 1995 nucleotides long. It is a transcript of the gene BEST1, whose product is annotated as bestrophin 1. Gene Ontology annotation, molecular function: chloride channel activity. Lineage: Eukaryota; Metazoa; Chordata; Amphibia; Anura; Bufonidae. The transcript has 9 exons. The coding region runs from base 1 to 1995 and encodes 664 amino acids. The record is from RefSeq and is a predicted model, not a curated record.
AUGACGGUCACAUAUAGUAAUCGCGUGGCAGAUGCCAAGCUUGGCACCUUCUCCAGGUUGCUUCUCCGAUGGCGAGGAAGUAUCUACAAAUUGCUCUACCAGGAGUUCCUUAUCUUUGUUGGCUUCUACUUCAUCAUCAGCAUCACCUACAGGCUCUUUCUUAACCAGCAGCAGAGAACUUACUUUGAGAAGCUGGCAUUGUACUGCGACAACUAUGCAGAGCUGAUUCCGGUGUCAUUUGUCCUAGGUUUCUAUGUGACUUUGGUGGUCUCCCGUUGGUGGGCCCAGUACGAGAGCAUACCCUGGUUGGAUCGCCUCAUGUGCUUGGUGUCCAGCAAUGUGCACGGCACAGAUGAACGAGGGAGGAUGAUACGGCGAACACUUAUGCGCUACGCCAGUAUUUCUGGAGUUCUUAUCCUACGCUCAGUUAGUACUGCCGUCUACAAGAGAUUCCCGACUCUGCAGCAUGUCGUGAAUGCCGGCUUCAUGACACCAGCCGAACAUCUAAAAUAUGAGGCUAUUUCGUCUCCUCACAACAAGUUCUGGAUUCCGUGUGUUUGGUUUGCUAACCUAGCGGUCACCGCCAGGACAGAGGGACGGAUACGGGACAGCGUGGUGUUGACGCUCAUCCUCAAAGAGCUGAACUCUCUGCGUACACAAUGCGGGAGGCUGUUCGGAUAUGACUGGAUCAGCAUUCCUCUGGUCUAUACUCAGGUGGUCACCGUGGCCGUGUACAGCUUUUUUCUGGCUUGCCUCAUUGGCCGCCAGUUUCUGGACCCUCAGAAGGGAUACCGAGGACAUGAUCUGGACCUCUAUGUCCCAGUGUUUACCCUCUUACAGUUCUUUUUCUAUGCUGGGUGGUUAAAGGUGGCCGAGCAGUUAAUUAACCCCUUUGGACAAGAUGAUGAUGACUUUGACACCAAUUGGUUAAUUGACAGAAACUUUCAGGUGUCUCUUCUAGGAGUGGAUGAAAUGCACCAAAAUCUUCCUCCACUGGAAAAAGAUAUCUAUUGGAAUGACUCAGAUCCUCAGCCUCCGUACACUGCCUCUACAGUAGAGACUCGGAGACCAUCUUUUAUGGGUUCUGCCUUUGAUAUAAGUUUGCAAAAAGAGGAUCUGGAGUUUCUUCCACUUGAGCAGAUAAAUGAAAAUGAAGAGGCCAACCAUUCUACUCCAUUAAUUGGACCACUUGGACGUCUACUGGGAGUGCAUUCUCCAAUUCCUCCGCGUUCCAACUCUAGACUGAGCUUGUUGAUGAGAAGGAGGAGUGGUAUUCCGCCAGGACAUUUUAACCACCGAGACAUGGGAAACAGGAGUGGAGAAGCCCUACGCGAUCUAAAUGUUUUUAUGUCUACCCCUUUGUAUGAGAGGCCAGGAUUUUAUAGCGCUCCUCAAACGCCACUUAAUGGAGGGCCUGCAUACUGUCCUCGUUUUCCUGCCCAUGGAACUCCAAACCUUUAUCACACACGAAGCAAGAAGGUGGGGGCAUCUAAUGAAAGUGGAGACGAGGCAUCCAGUUUAUCUCCUGGGUCUAAAGAGUGUUUUGUGUGGCCACUAGGAAGCAUGGAGGAACAAGAGGAAGCCAUUUUAGAUAGUCUUAAAAGUACUUCUUCACUGAAAACAACUGACCAAAAUGUGCAGAGUCCUAUACUGAUGCCCCAAAGGUUACUACGAGCCCAACGCUUAUCUGCAUUACUCCAUGAAAACCAGUCCUUGGCUUCACCUGAUGGUCUACACACCCCAGGGCACAAGACAUCACGCCCUAUCUUUUCAUUUUCUCCUAUAAACUCCCCAAAUUUGCAAAGGCCGGCUUCCAGAUUCUCUCACGGGCAGCCCGAUAUAAGCUGUGAAGGAGGAACCAAAGAACAUAAUGGAUCUCCCUGUUCGUCUCCUAAAGACUCUGGCAUAAGUCUAACUGAGGGAGACUUUACAAAGCUUAUGGAAGUAAUCAUGGAGGCUGGGGAGCCAUGUCAGCAAGAAGACAAGAGUGGUUAA